CAACUUGACCAUAUUUAGCAGGCUGCUGGCGAAGGAAGCCCCGCACACUUCAUCUGUCAGCCCGGCGCCUCCAAACUCUCCUUUUCACGGAUACUUUACACACUUGACCGCUACAUUUCUGUUUUCUUCUGGACUUACAACCGGGCUGCGAGCUCCCAAGACGCCGCCAUUGAGGAAACAACUUUUGUAUGUUUGUUUGAGUAUUUGAAAGUAGCGAGCUAGCCGGCUAACGUUAGCCGAAGCUAACACGACAUAGUCUUUUUAAAAGGGAUGAAAAAUUCACGUUAAAAGCUUCACUUCCGCUCGGUUCGGACGCACUCUGAUGGCCUCCUGACAGCAGCUCUCGUCCGGACUGGACACUUUUUCACCCCCGCUUCCCUUCGGAAGCCUCGCUAGCUCGCUGGCUAGUUUAGCUUCACCGAGAGGCGCCGCCUUCGCUUGCUAACUCGCCGGGUCAAGUGACGCCAGCUCGGGACACGUCGGCGUGUCAACAACACCCGCCUGGAGAGGGGAGGGGAGGGGAGGGAGGCCUGCAGGCUGACAGCUCCCGGGCGAGGCCACUCGACGGGGGGGAGAGCCGAGGGAGACACCGGGCUGAAGGGAGGAGGAGGACCGGACGUUUGGCAACUGUGAUCCGGGAAGUAAUCCGGGCUGCGACCUCAUGAAUGGAAAUCGGAACUACAGGAGCCGUUGGGGCCCAGUCCCUGUUCGCCAUGCCUCGGCGGCCUGGCUAUGGCACCAUGGGCAAGCCCAUCAAGCUGCUGGCCAAUUGCUUCCAGGUGGAGAUCCCCAAGAUGGAUGUCUACCUUUACGAGGUGGACAUCAAGCCUGACAAAUGCCCUCGACGAGUUAACAGGGAGGUGGUGGACUCCAUGGUGCAGCACUUUAAGGUGACCAUCUUUGGGGAUCGCAGGCCGGUCUACGAUGGCAAGAGGAGUCUGUACACAGCCAACCCUCUGCCUGUGGCACCUACAGGGGUGGACCUGGAUGUCACUCUGCCAGGUGAGGGGGGCAAAGACCGACCCUUCAAAGUUUCCAUCAAGUUUGUGUCCCUGGUCAGCUGGCACAUGCUCCACGAGGUGCUGACCGGCCGCAGCGUGUCCGAGCCCCUGGAACUAGACAAGCCCAUCAGCACCAACCCUGUGCAUGCUGUAGACGUGGUGCUGAGACACCUGCCGUCCAUGAAGUACACACCAGUGGGCCGCUCCUUCUUCUCAGCUCCAGAAGGCUACGAUCACCCCCUUGGUGGAGGAAGGGAGGUGUGGUUCGGCUUUCACCAGUCCGUGCGCCCCGCCAUGUGGAAGAUGAUGCUCAAUAUCGACGUGUCCGCCACCGCCUUCUACAAGGCGCAGCCUGUCAUCCAGUUCAUGUGUGAAGUGCUGGACAUCCACAACAUUGACGAGCAGCCCCGCCCUCUCACUGACUCGCACCGGGUCAAAUUCACCAAAGAAAUCAAAGGUUUGAAAGUGGAGGUGACGCACUGUGGAACCAUGCGGAGGAAGUACCGUGUCUGCAACGUGACCCGCAGACCGGCCAGCCAUCAAACGUUCCCUCUCCAGUUGGAAAACGGUCAGACUGUUGAGCGUACCGUAGCCCAGUACUUCAGGGAGAAGUACAGCCUGCAGCUCAAGUACCCGCAUCUUCCCUGUCUGCAGGUGGGCCAGGAGCAGAAGCACACCUACCUCCCCCUAGAGGUGUGUAACAUUGUAGCCGGUCAGCGAUGUAUCAAGAAGCUGACAGAUAAUCAGACCUCCACCAUGAUCAAGGCCACAGCUCGUUCGGCGCCCGACAGACAGGAAGAGAUCAGCAGGCUGGUGCGAAGUGCCAACUACGACGCCGACCCUUUCGUCCAAGAGUUCCAGUUCAAAGUGCGCGACGAGAUGGCCCACGUGACGGGGCGAGUGCUACCCGCCCCCAUGCUGCAAUACGGCGGCAGGGUGAGCACAGAGCACUUUAUGAAUCGCACCGUGGCCACGCCAAGUCACGGCGUGUGGGACAUGAGGGGCAAGCAGUUCCACACCGGGGUGGAGAUCAAGAUGUGGGCCAUCGCCUGCUUCGCCACGCAGAGGCAAUGUCGAGAGGAGAUCCUCAAGGGUUUCACAGACCAGCUCCGUAAGAUCUCCAAGGAUGCUGGCAUGCCCAUCCAGGGCCAGCCGUGCUUCUGCAAGUACGCCCAGGGGGCGGACAGCGUGGAGCCCAUGUUCAGACACCUGAAGAACACCUACGCUGGACUGCAGCUCAUCAUCGUCAUCCUGCCGGGGAAAACACCCGUCUACGCGGAGGUGAAGCGUGUGGGCGACACGCUGCUGGGCAUGGCCACGCAGUGUGUCCAGGUGAAGAACGUGGUGAAGACAUCCCCUCAGACCCUCUCCAACCUCUGCCUCAAGAUCAACGUGAAGCUGGGAGGCAUCAACAACAUCCUGGUGCCGCACCAACGACCGUCAGUGUUUCAGCAGCCAGUCAUCUUCUUGGGAGCAGACGUUACACAUCCACCUGCUGGAGAUGGAAAGAAGCCCUCGAUUGCAGCAGUGGUUGGCAGCAUGGACGCCCACCCCAGCAGGUACUGUGCCACCGUGCGGGUGCAGAGGCCGAGGCAAGAGGUGAUCCAGGAUCUGGCCUCCAUGGUGCGUGAGCUGCUUAUCCAGUUCUACAAGUCCACACGUUACAAGCCCACCAGGAUCAUCUUCUACAGGGAUGGAGUGUCUGAAGGCCAGUUCAGACAGGUAGGUUCCCAGGUGCUGUAUUAUGAGCUGCUGGCCAUCCGUGAGGCCUGUAUCAGCCUGGAGAAGGAGUACCAGCCAGGCAUCACCUACAUUGUUGUGCAAAAACGCCACCACACACGCCUCUUCUGCGCCGACCGCAACGAGCGAGUUGGCCGCAGCGGAAACAUUCCAGCUGGUACGACCGUGGAUACAGACAUUACGCAUCCUUACGAGUUUGACUUUUACCUCUGCAGCCACGCUGGAAUACAGGGCACCAGUCGGCCUUCCCACUACCAUGUGCUGUGGGAUGACAAUUGUUUCACAGCCGACGAGUUCCAGCUGCUCACAUACCAGUUGUGCCACACCUACGUGCGCUGUACCCGCUCGGUGUCCAUCCCCGCGCCUGCCUACUACGCCCACCUGGUGGCCUUCCGCGCCCGCUAUCACCUGGUGGACAAAGAACACGACAGCGCUGAGGGCAGCCAUGUGUCCGGUCAGAGUAACGGUCGAGACCCGCAAGCGCUGGCCAAAGCUGUUCAGAUUCACCACGACACCCUGAGGACCAUGUACUUCGCCUGAGCUGCAAGACCCUCCCUUGACCAUUUCCAUCCUCCACACACACACACACACACACACAAUCACACACGGCCAUUCGAGGAUGGCUUGGCAAGUAACCCCCCGCCCCAUAUACACACACACACACACACACACACACACACAUGCCUAGUCAAUCCGGACCCGACACUGUGCAGAGGGAAGCAGGAAGGAGGCACCCCCACACUGGAUUGAGGAUGCAAACGCUGCUUUAACAAAACAAGCAAACAAAACUCAGCACUAAUAUGCAAUAUCAACCGGCCAACUAGUUUAUUUCCAUCCUAUUGGACUCCAGUUUCUUUUACCUCCAUUUCCUGCCUUUUUUUUUUAACCCCCGCCCCCAAAUAUUCCACCAAUCUGCUCCCUUACCAUCCACAGCACCUCAAGACAGAUCAAGCAGCAGCACUUUUACAUUCUGUCAUUUUUUUUGUUUGUUUCGCUUUUUGCGUUUUGUUUGUUUUUAAACGAGGGAGCAGUACAGAAAGGGUCGACUCACAUUUUGACGAUUAUGAUUUCACGGCGUCACUCAUCCCUCCUCAUUCCUUUUUGCCCCCAUCUUAUUUAGUCACUUUCCAGGUGUAAAAUAACCAGUUCUUUGAGCACACUGCCACCUGCUGGCUACGAGGUAUCGCGCCCUCCCUAAUGUUGGCCGCCAGGAGAAAGAUGAUGCCUUGAAAGGGUUUUAACGGAAGAUAUCAGCUGUCACACUUUAUAUCGUCUGAUAUAUCAAUCACAGCCAUCUCUUUUUAAUUUAAAGUAUAACACUGUUUUGUUUUUUUUAUCCUGGAUGUUAUUUUUCUGCUUUUGUUGUCUCGUGCAUCAUGUGAAACUUUGAAGAUAUUCGUAUACGGAUACAUUGUUACCUUUUUUAAACGACCAUGCGCUAUAUGUUAGGUUUUUGGAGGUGGAGCAAGAGAUCUUGUCGGUGUUCUCCACUUGUGCAAUAACGGGCUAAAGGAAAGGAAGACAAAAUAAUACACAUUUCAUUCGGAAGUGAGCGGUCUUGUACGGAGCGAGCUUUGCAGACUGUUCGGCACUUUUUUUUUUCUGUUUGAGCAGCGUGUCUGUGGUCUUUGUUUUGCCCCGGCAGUCGGGCACACGCGGUAAAACAAAUGUAGUUUUAAUGAUGUUCCAUAUUCUUGACUUGAAGGAUUGAUAUGCUCCUGUGUGGUGUGCGAGUACGUGCUUGUGGUGGUCAUGGUCGCUGUGCAUCAUGUUGGAACUCCUGAUCGGGGGUUUGCCAAUGAGCGCUGAUUUCCCCUGAAUUCCUACAAGUUGUUUUGGACCUGUUUGCAGCAAAGGCCAUAAAGGGGGGAAGGGAGUAUUUAAGUGCCUGGUGGAAUUUAAGCGUUUAGCGGUGGGUUAUCACGCUAUGCCGAGUCGAGUAGGGUGAAAUAAUGAAAAGGCGUAUUUGAACAAGAGAGUUUCACCCAAUGCCUCUUAUUCUUCUCGACAAACUGACUUUUCUACACAACUCAUGGGAAUCCUGACAUGGGAGUGUGUAUUUAUGGUGUUUGCCUUGUUCACCAGUGUUAGCUGUUAGCUUUGCUUGGACACAGCAGUCAAAAGCAAAGCUGGUCUGUUUUUUGUUCCUUUCUUGCUUAUCAGUAAUAAUCAUAGCCUGAGUUGCUAACCUAAUCCUAGCGGGCCAGGGUCACGGUCUUGGGGUUGGGCCACGUAGCUGGCCCAAAAUAAACCGAGAUUGGCUUCGGAAAACAAAGCUGAAGAGUCAAGUGGCUGACGUGUUGUUCUCAGUUUCUAGCCCCUAAAUCUAUCAAAUACGUUUCUGGAAUGCGGUCGCCACUCGGCUGCUCCGUGCUGCUGAUAAUCUGAAGCUUUUGGGGGUGGGCGGGUGUUCCUUUACAAAGUUAACUGCACUAAAAGAAGCAUGUGUUCUGGUUCCGAAUACAGGCGUGGUGCUACUACAACCGAUUGUAGAAUCUGAGACUGAGUUUUUCUUGUGAGCAGGUUAGGAAAGCUAAGGGCGCCUCCCAUUACCCUGGUUGGCUGCCACUACUGUUGCGUCGGACCAGUUCUUCCUCCAAGGGAAUCUAAGU
This is a messenger RNA of Nerophis lumbriciformis (worm pipefish), 5353 nucleotides long. The record is from RefSeq and is a predicted model, not a curated record. Lineage: Eukaryota; Metazoa; Chordata; Actinopteri; Syngnathiformes; Syngnathidae.